Rotaria sp. Silwood1 is the source of this 1020-nucleotide messenger RNA. The record is from the annotation of a GenBank genome assembly. Lineage: Eukaryota; Metazoa; Rotifera; Eurotatoria; Philodinida; Philodinidae.
AUGGAUAAUGAACUCAAUCGAUAUUAUAUAAAAAUUCGAACUAUUUUGGGAAUAGAUCCAAAGACAAUUCAUGAAGAACUUGUAACAGCUUUGGGACCCAAUGCUCCAUCAUAUACAACAGUUACAAGAUGGGCAAAACGUUUUCGUGAAGGAAGAGAAGAAGUCAAUGAUGAUCCUCGAUUUAGUCGUCCAAUAUCCGAACUUACAGAUGAAAAUAGGGGUGGUACUUUACUUUUACUUUAUAAAAUAAAAGUAAAUGAAUCCUUUACUCUUAAAAAUAAAGAUAAAUGGAUCCUUUAUUUUUUUAAGAUUACAUCUCGUUGGGUACCCCAUGAACUAACUGAUGAACAAAAACAACAACGAGUUCAACUUUGUCGUGAAAAUUUGGCCAAAUUUCAAACUGGUUCUGGGCGAUUAUGUGAUAUUAUAACAGGUGAUGAAACAUGGAUUUACCAUAGACAGAUUUAUCACAAGUCAAAGAACGCAAGCUGGGUUGGCGAAGGUGAAUCACCAACUACUGUAGUUCGUCGAAGCAGAUUUGAACCAAAAAAUUUAUUUUCUAUUUUCUUUAAAUCAAAUGGUCCUGUUCUUAUACAUUGUGUUGAUGAAGGCAAGACUAUAGAUCACAACUACUAUAUUGAAAAUUGCCUCAAGCCUGUUGUCAAGGAAAUAUUGAAGCAAAGAAGGUCAGCAGGUACACAAGGUAUCAAAUUGCUUCACGACAAUGCUCGACCCCACACUCAUUCUGAUGUUAUUAAUUAUCUAACAGAACAACAUAUCAAAAUAAUGCCACAUCCACCAUAUUCACCUGACCUUGCACCAUGUGAUUAUUGGCUUAAUGAUUACAUCAAGUGUAAUUUAAGUGAUCAACCAAAUGAAAAAUCAUUAGCUCGUGCGGUAUUCAAGGUGGUGAAAAAUAUUCCUGAAGAAGAAUAUAAAAAAACUUUCGACAAACUGUUAGAAAGGAUGGAACUUUGUAUAAAUAAUCAUGGGGACUAUUUUGAACAUUUAAUAAAAUAA